GUCAGGCAAAUGAACGGUGUGUUUUAAAACCCCACGGUGACAGACGCCGUUGUUCUCCUGGCUGCGGGCCGAGGGGGAUUUCUAUCUUGUCGCUUCCCUGUUGCUGAGGAUAUUACAUAAUAUGGCGGUAAGCUGUUGAUGUAGGUCAGAGCCAAAAACCGGAUCGGUCCGACUUGUUUUUAACUAAAAAUAACUUUUUAUCCCGCUCGACGGUCCAGGUCUGUUGGUAGCAUUAGCUUCAUUUUACAAUGGGGAUCAGUAGGAUAUACAUUAGCAUAGGCUAUGCUAGCUUCGGUACUCUGGUUGGAUUUUCAGCCUUCCUUGUCUGGAAUAUCGCCUAUAAACAGCCGUGGACAGCGGCCAUGGGAGGCCUGUCAGGAGUUUUAGCAUUCUGGGUUCUAGUCACACACAUCAUGUACCUGCAGGACUACUGGCGCACCUGGCUCAAGGGCCUCAAAUUCUUCAUUGCUGUCGGUGGGCUCUUCUCAGUUCUGGCUGUCGCUGCCGCCUUUACCUUUCUAAGUCUGGCCAUCACACAGAAACAAUCUCUGACCGACCCGCGGACCCUCUACCUUUCCUGCGUUUGGAGCUUCCUGACGCUCAAAUGGUCUUUCCUGUUGGCCUUGUACUCUUACAGAUACCGCCAGGAGUUUGCCGACAUCAGCAUCCUCAGCGAUUUUUAGCCAGGAGGCUUUUUAUAGACUUCGGUGAAGGUUGAAGGAUUUAGGAAUGCCAGCAGGAGCUGGACUUUGAGCUUUUGAACAACAGGAGGAAAAGCAGACGUGGCUGAUUUGGAAGUCGUAUGACUUUUACCACACGGAGAUGCACUUGUUGCUCUCGCAUAACAAGCUCUUUCCUUCGUCUUGUAACCUGUUUUACUACCUAACCACGAGUUACAGCUAAAGUUGAAUGCUUGUUCGGACUGGAGCAGUGCACUGCUGGGAAUGUAGGGAGUGUUUUUUCCCCUGAGAUUUUAUUUCUUGAUUUGUUUUGUUAUAAAACAACUUGUGUGAAUGGAAAUCACCACCGUUAUGGUGUCGUAAUACAUCGUAACGGUUGUAUUAACACACAGAAAUUAACACACAGAAAUUCUCAGAACCAAAACGAAAUGCUCAAAAUGAAACCACAUGUUUGGUAGGUUGAUGUUGGCUUUUGAAGAUGCGUCUAAGAGAAUGGCAUUCCAAAAGUUUAUCUACCACUGAUCUCAUGACAGCAGAUGUUUAGACGUUGGUGCCACUGAAGUUGAAUUAGUUUCCAUACCAAAAAAAAAAAAAUACUGAUACAGGUUUUAGUUUUUUUUCUCUUUAAAAGUAGCAGUUGCACAUGUGAUAAUUUAAAGUAGGGAAAAUAGGUGUUAAAUAUGUCAAUGUUUUUCUCCAUGAAUACAUUUUUAAAGAUGCUAUUGACAUGAAAUUCAAACAGAUGUUGGGUGAUGCACACAAAUAAAUAAAAACAUAAUAAUUUUAUAAAUUAUUAAAUCUUAUCUAUCUUAUCUUAUAUGGAAUAAAGUGGAAUGGCAGAGGUAAUAAGCAUUGAAGUAGCUUGAUGAAUUUUCUGUUUAGUUCUUUGUCGAAAAGGCUUUUUAGUAAUGGCAUCUUCCAGACAUUCACACCAGAAAAUUCGUUGCGCUUAUGGGAUUUUUGUUAAAGUUCUUCUGGUUACUUUAUUUUCUAUCUAUAAAAACAACAGGGUUCCCAUGACUCUGUGUAUGUGAGAGGUUGUCCUGUUUAAAAAUCCACCCCUCAUUUCAUCUUCAGAUUCUUAUCAAGGAUGUCUAUUUAUCCUUCCUUCAAUUAAAGGGAGUCUGCCUGUGUAAUGUUAGGGAUAGGAAUUCAUCAUACUGUUUACUCACAUCAUGAAAUGAUCAAUCGUUUAUUCAGUGAUAAUAAUAAUGAUGCACUCUGAUGGAAAUCCUGAAAUAAUUGACAGCAGGUUGUUACUGUUGUAUCUUCUCUCCUUUGUUAGCUCCAAGAGAUCGGCCGUAAAAGCUGCUUCUAUGUUUUAAAAUAUGAUUUAAUGCUUCUGCUGGAUAUGUUUUAGCAGCACUGUGGCAUUACUGAAUGAAACUAGAUGAUAAUGGGAACAAUAUUCGUGUUUGCAAAUAUGUCUAAUAGAUUUAUAGCUGAAAACGGCGAUGAAUUUUCAGUUUUUGUCAUCACGGCUACAAAAUAUUGUGAUUAGUAUUUUAAUCUCACCAGACUAUUUUAUUGUAGUAUUUUAUAGACUUGUCCGAAUACUCUGUAAACCUUUAAACGGGUUUCAAAAUGCUUUUUCUUCAGUAGUGGCGUCUUGUGCAGAGAGUGGUUGAGUGAAUAACUUAUUGUUUUCGUGGAGAAAAUCCCUCCUGGUUUUUCUGACAUGCUGUGUGUCUCCUAAAUGACUUCUCUCAACUUAUUUUUAAGGUGAAAUUAUUGUCUUUCCACUUCCAGAUUAUGCUCCUAGUGGCACACAUUGAAACAUUCAGAAGUUUAGACAUAUUGCACUUAAUUUUCCUUCUAUUUCCAGUGCUUACCUGUCAUUCCACUUUGUGAAUUUCAUAUCAAUACGUCUAUUCGAAAUAGAUUUACUGAGAAAAACAUCCUCAAUACUUGUUUUCCCUGUUGCAUAUUAAAUGUUCAUUUUGAUUGCAGGUUAUUGGUGCACUUAGCAGCUACUUGCUUAGUUUUGAGCUGUCACUACUUCAGUCUAAAACGAAAGACAUGAUCAUGCGUUUGUGGAGUCUUGUUGCAACAACUACACCAAGAAACAAACAUUACACCACAAGACACUUGCAUGCAAGAAGAAGGCAUUUUGGCAGCAUAGUUCCCUUCUCUGUUGUCAUUGAGUUCCUUAAAUGAGUUAUUUUCUAUAUUUAUGUUCUCAAAUCUUGCGAGGGGUUGUGUAACUUUUCCCUGACGAAACUAUCCCAUACACUUCGUAGUACAUUUUAUUUUUAGUAACAAGUCUAAGCUGCAGCCUCUCCACUUCUUGUUUCUGUCCAACAUUUAGAGCUCCUGCAGUACUUUCUUGAUCACCUUUCAGUGAACAUGAGCAUUAAUAUUUAGCAGUGCUGUUGUCUGGUGUGACAUCCUUUCAGCUCCCCUGCAUCAUUUAAGAAAAAAAAAACUUCUUUAAGUUCAGAUGCUCUAAUUUAAAGCUUUAUCACAAAACUAUCAAUGCGAUUGGAUUACUAAAGCUAUCAAUAUGGAAUGAAAAAUUAUUAUUCUGAUGUAAAAAGUGCUUUUUCUGUUUGUUCCACAAGAGGGAGACGUAACACUUUCUGAUACUCUUAACAUUCCUGUUUUGGAAAAAAACACAUGGAUUUGAUACAGAGUUGCACUUUAGUAAAUGACAUUAAUGCCCUUGUUUUGCACACAGGUUGUCAUUUCUGUCUCAACCCCGGAAUGUUGUAAUAAACCAAGUAACAUUCAAUUUCCUAUUGGUUUGAUUUCACUAAUCAAGCUAAGGUCUUUUUUUUCUUCUUUUGUUUCAUUGUUUCUCUUGUCUACAUUUUAAUUAUGAAACAUGUACAGUAUUUGUCAGUGGUUGCAUGUGAGAAUACUACAAGUACAAACCAAACACAUUAAAAAUGCAUUUAUUGUUAUUUCUGUCACCUCAAGUCUUCAAUAAUAAAGCAGAGAUACAGCAGCAGUC
Molecule: messenger RNA, 3633 nt
Organism: Xiphophorus maculatus (southern platyfish)
Lineage: Eukaryota; Metazoa; Chordata; Actinopteri; Cyprinodontiformes; Poeciliidae
Gene: slc48a1a
Product: solute carrier family 48 member 1
Exons: 3
Coding region: 249-683 (144 amino acids)
Biological process (GO): heme transport
Cellular component (GO): plasma membrane; lysosomal membrane
Molecular function (GO): heme binding; heme transmembrane transporter activity
Source: RefSeq, a predicted model, not a curated record